This is a messenger RNA of Orbicella faveolata, 3200 nucleotides long. RefSeq lists its product as uncharacterized. Gene Ontology annotation, molecular function: ligand-gated monoatomic ion channel activity; delayed rectifier potassium channel activity. The record is from RefSeq and is a predicted model, not a curated record. Gene Ontology annotation, biological process: potassium ion transmembrane transport; action potential. NCBI's taxonomy places the organism in Eukaryota, Metazoa, Cnidaria, Anthozoa, Scleractinia, Merulinidae. Gene Ontology annotation, cellular component: membrane; voltage-gated potassium channel complex.
AUUAUAGAGCACGCUUGUACCGAUGUUGUCACGGUUGCCAGCACAAUCAAAAUAUAACUUUUUUUUUUUUCAUGCUCUAGUCUAAACCAAAAAGAUGGUGUUCCUAUAUUUUCUAAGAAAAUAGUACACUUUUAAGACUUAGAAAACUGAGAACGCACUCACGUGCUGCUCGUACGCCCACUAGUUUUGUAGGCCUCCCAGAGGGGGAGAGAAGGGAAGCAUGUUCCCUUUUGGCUAAAAUAGAUGCUUAUACCCCCUUGGCGUUUUGGCUAAAAUAGGUACUCAAGCCCUGGGCGUUUUGGCUAGAACAGAUGCUCAUACCCUUAGGCGUUUUGGCUAAAAUCAGGAUGUUCAAACCCCUCGACGUUUUGGCUAAAAUAGAUGCCGAUAUCCCUGGACAUUUUGACUAAAAUAAAUGCCCAUACCCCUGGGCGUUUUGACUAAAGUAGUUACUCAUACCCCCGGGCGUUUUGACUAAAGUAAUUACUCAAACCCCCCGUGCGUUUUGACUGAAGUAUUUACUCAUACUCCCCGGGCGUUUUGAUUAAAAUGGACGCUCAUACUCCCGUGCGUUUUGGCUAAAAUAGUUGACCAGGUCCCUGGACCAUUUGGCUAAAAUAGGUGCUUGGAUCCCUUUUGUCGUGUUUUGGGGAAAGGCACAUUAUUGAUACCCCUCCUCCACCCGGAUGCUAUUGUUUUCUUUUCUUGAGCAAAAGCAAUGAAAGAUAAUCUUUAAUCACUGAAUUUUCUGAGAUCGAAGACAACUCAUCAUUUUAAGUUGAUACUUAAUCAGAUGGAUUCACCAUGGUAACGUGACAAAGCCCUGUGCAGCUGCCAGUUUUGAAGUUGUCAGUCGGAUCUGGAUACUGACGUGAAAAUAUACUGAUAAAAAAUAAAAUAAAGGAUAUGUACUCCAAAGCUUGGUAAGCUGUGUUCAGCCAACUUAACGUACUGGCGAAUUGUCAAGGCAACUUGUUAAACACGACAAAAUCUUGACAUGUUCAUUUUUGCAACAGACCUUAGGAGGCCGUUGCAAAAUCCAGUAAAGCUUCUGCGGUAUUAUCUUUCGUCUUUCUUGUCUUUCUGGGAGGUCAACAUCAACUAAUUAAUCAACUAGUCAAGUUACUACAUGUAAAAAAGAGGUGACUACUUUCAGUAUACUAAAACAGUCCAAAUCUGGCGCAGCUUGGCGGGGCAAUUGAAGCGCUAUUGGUCGCUAAUCAAUCGGCAGCCAGAUUGACGCACUUGUAAGAUGAGAAAUUAUAUUUUCGAAUCCACCUUGAAAUGAAAUUAUUCCUACGCGUUAAAACAUUUAAACAGGUGAAAAUGAAUUUUCCUUCCUCAUCAUAUAUACGUCACAGUGAAAGUCAGUCAUUAAUGUGAACACAAAACCCAAAUAAGGUCCAUUUUUAAGCGGCGAUUCUGUUCACUUAAGUUAACUUUAUGUCAAUCGAAGAUGUGAUAAAAUAGCUAUCAAGAUUGUGCAACGUGUUUAGAAUUUACCCACGGGUAUGUUGUCAAUCUCAGAUAAAUUUAUUAUCCAGAAGAGAAGUCAGUUUUUUUUUGCCUAAUAGUCAAUCAUUAACCACAUUUUAAAACGCUAAGGACAAGACCAGAGAACGACGAAGAAUAUCGCAAAAUGAAAACAGCUACUAACUUAUCAGCGAGUCGUGAAAGAAUAACGCAUUACCAUUGCAUUUAAGUGCACAUAACGACAUCAAAAGAGCCCGAUUCAUAUACUUGGAUACCGGUAAUAUUAUAUCCUCUCGUUAAUUAAAUCUCUCUUCAACUGUGUUUAUUCGCUCCCCAGGCUAUAAAUAUGUAAAUAUGCACAUGCUUAGCGAGAAGAGUGGCAGAUCACUUUUCGGUUAAGGUUUCCGCUGUGUGCAAGUAAAAUAUCUGUUCUGGAGACUGUGGUUGCACAUCGUGCGAAGCAAGCAGAUCCUUAAUCCAACAUGCAACUGUCUCGCCUGAUAAUUACAACUGUUCUUCUACUGGGGAAGUCUUUCCUGGUGCAAAGCGUCUUUCUUCCUUGGUCAAAGAACAAGAACGACACUGAUGGGUUCAGCAUUUCAAAAUCACUCCUCGAUUUAACCAAGAAAUCUGCAAAUCUAAGAACCAACAAGGAACUUCAACAUCUAAAGAACGUGACCAGGCAAAUAUCUUUGGACGAGAGAUGCUUUGGUUCUGUCAAGGGUCCGUUAUCGUUUUCUUUCCACUUCAGUCAUCCCUACGCCUCUUUUGCUACCGAUCUCAAAGAUAUUCACGUUCGCGGAAUGUUCCCCUCUCUACUAGGGGACACCCUGGAUUACUGCUGCCAAGGAGGAGCUGACAAAAUUAAGUUUGCCAGGCUAUGGAAAAAGCCGCUGGACGCGGAAGAUCAUUUCCUGAGUGAUAACGCUAACGACUAUGAUUUUACUUUCCCGAUACACGCGCCCGCGGGAACGAGAUCGUUUCGGGACCACCCGUUCAUCCCGUUAGUGCGCGUACCCAGUGUGGUGCUCCUGGCGUAUGAUGGGAACGAAAGAACAACCAAGACUCAUGCUAUCGCCACGACAAUUCUAAAAGCUUGGCCUAUAAUGGUCUUCAUUUUACUUACAGCAACCUUUUCUGGUAUCAUUAUUUGGUUCUUGGUAAGCAAUUUGAAUUUCAUAUAUUGUACUCUGUACUCUGCGAGAGUAACGUCUGAGAAUGGAACCAAAAAAAUCCCCUCUGAUGACGCAGCUCCACAGAGAUCCAUUUUCUGAUCGGCUGUUGCGUGGUAACAAAUACUCUAUACAUUUUCGCGCGCCCUUAAAGGAGCUCGUUGACGGUAUUUUGAGUUCUUUUGGCCGCGAGCAGAAUUACCUUUAAAUUGAAGGAAACCUGAAAAUAGCAGCUUGCUGGUGCGGAAAAACACCAAAGAGGUAAUAAUAAACCAUAAAGGAACAAGGAUGGCUAAGGAUGUAGAACACGGAUUGUAAACGACGAACUCAGACGAACUUGAAAACUUUAGGCUAAACUUUUCAAGAUGGGCAAACGCCCUGACGUAGCUCCUUCCGUAUUUCAAAUACAGCGUCUCAUUUUUUGUGUGUACGUUUAUGAUUCAGAGUCGUUUUUGUUCUGGCACUGAGAAUAUCUGUACUGCGAAUAUCCGUCAGGGAUUUUUUCCUUCCUGGAGCGGAAUAUUAUCGAAACAAAUCACAAAUUUCUGAACCAUA